AAGUACCGCGGCGAAAAUCUAAAUUUGUCACCAACUUCACCAACUUGUAUAAAUUUUAAUUAUUGCAAGUUAAAUUGUAAAAUAUUUGGUUUCCGGGUACGCGUGGUAUUUUUGGUUUUGGUAUCUAUAACAUAGAACAUCCAAAGGUUAAUCAAGUUAAUAACUCAUAACUGAUAAAUUUGCACAUUCAGGCUUCUGGCAUGGGGGUGACGACAUAUGAAAAUAUUUUAUUUUAAAUAUCUUUGGGUGCCAUUAAUAGAUAGAAUGGAGAAGUUGAGCAACCAAAUUGGUUAUUUGGUACUGCAGGAUGACGGGGCGGUCAUAGAGUCUAGUGGAGAUUUGGAAAACGAUGAACGAAGUGCAAAUAUAUUCCUGGAUCUCUUGCACCUCACAGAAAGUGUUGACGACAACUUCAUGCCAAAAAGCAGCUGCGAACGCAUUUCCAUUGUGUAUGAUGAUCAUAGUUAUAACAUUUCCAUGAGCAAUCACCGAAUAUUCAUAGUAAAAUUAAGAAGUGUAACGCGUGGGAAUGCUGGAUAUGGUACUUCUAACAGCGGAAGCAAUGUGGUGUUUGCGGAAAAUGAGAGUUCGGGUGGUACAUCAAUAUUAGCUUGAGACCCUAAUUCACCAUGCUGUAUUCUUUGCCACCGAAAUCGAUCUACGCAACAGAUGAGAUCUUACCAUGGCCAAGUACGCCGAUUUAACUGGAAAACGCCUUUCAUUUAUUUGAUUAUACUUUUUAUUUGUCAAAAAAUACAUCAUCUGUGAAUUCUUUAUCAAAUA
Messenger RNA from Rhagoletis pomonella (apple maggot), 783 nucleotides. It is a transcript of the gene Lamtor4, whose product is annotated as ragulator complex protein LAMTOR4 homolog. Bases 217 to 615 code for a protein of 132 amino acids. Lineage: Eukaryota; Metazoa; Arthropoda; Insecta; Diptera; Tephritidae. Gene Ontology annotation, biological process: cellular response to amino acid stimulus; positive regulation of TOR signaling. The record is from RefSeq and is a predicted model, not a curated record. The transcript has 2 exons. Gene Ontology annotation, cellular component: lysosome; Ragulator complex. Gene Ontology annotation, molecular function: guanyl-nucleotide exchange factor activity.